AGCCUCAGAGCAGCGUCUGGCAGCCUCUCCGCUGCAGAUUCUCUCUGUGAUCCGGACUGAUCCCGACCCGCAGCCGGAUCUGAGCCGGACCUUUUGUUCAAGACUGACAGACGACAGAGCCGGACCGGACCGGACCGGACAGGCAGACAGACAGGCAGACAGACAGACAGGCAGCCUGUCUCCCUGCUCCAGCCCGCAGAGCCGCCCGGACCCGCAGCCUCAGGAUCAGCGGGAGCUGCAGCAGCAUGUGUCAGUGUGAGGGUGAGACCUGCUGCAGCCACGCAGAGCGACAGGCACUUUGAGCCACAGACAGGUUCCUGCUGCUGAUCGCACACACAGAGAGACAGACAGGCAGCAUGGCAGCACUGACGCUGUGUGUGUGUGUACUGCUGCUGCUGCUACCCGUCGCACCAGCGGCUCAGACAGAAGAGAGAGAGUGUGCGUUUGCUGACAGGCAGUGGGCGGAGCUGCAAGACGGACCGGCCAAUGAGCAUCGAGGGACGGUGUGGGAGAACGCCACUGUCCGCUGCACCCACGGCUCCCGCUGCUAUGGAUUAUGGGAAAAGAGCCAAGAUGGGGAGAUCCACCUGGUCAAGCAAGGCUGCUGGACGCACAUCGGCGACCAGCAGGAGUGCCUUGGCGACCGUUGCCUGGUAACAGCGACGCCAUCCCAGAUCCAGAAUGGCAGCUACAGAUUCUGCUGCUGCAGCCGGGACCUCUGCAAUGUCAACUUCACGGAGGCCCCGCCCACCGAGCCCACCGCCGCCCUGAGCCCGGACCCCCAGCCGCUGCCGCGAGAGGAGACGCUGCUCAUCGUCCUGGUAACCGUCACCAUAGCAGCCAUCCUCGUCGUGGGCCUGUUCCUGGGAUACCGCAUGCUGACAGGGAACCAGAAGCAGGGUCUCUCCAGUCUGGAUGUGAUGGAGGCGGCGAGCUCAGAGCCUGCAGUGGACCUGGACAACCUGAAGUUGCUGGAGCUGAUUGGUCGGGGGCGUUACGGCUCGGUGUACCGCGGCUGUCUUAACGAGCGCUGCGUCGCCGUCAAGCUCUUCAGCUCCGCCAACCGCCACAACUACGCCAACGAGCGCGCCAUCUACCGCCUGCCGUUGCUACGGCAACACGACAACAUCGCCCGCUUCCUGGCAGCUGAUGAGAGGAUGACGGCGGACGGGCGGAGCGAGUACCUCAUCGUGAUGGAGUACUACCCACACGGCUGUCUGUCUCGCUACCUGUCUCUCCACACAGCAGACUGGCUGACUUGUUGCAGGAUGACUCACAGCCUGACCAGAGGACUGGCCUUCCUGCACACUGAGCUCUGCAGAGGAGACCAGUACAAGGCGGCGGUGUGCCACCGGGACGUGAGCAGCAGGAACGUGCUGGUGCGGGCCGACCUGUCCUGCGUCCUCGCCGACUUCGGGCUGUCCAUGAAGCUGACAGGGAGCCGCCUCGCCCGCCCCGGAGACGACGACAGCAUGGCCAUAUCUGAGGUGGGCACGGUGCGCUACAUGGCCCCGGAGGUGCUGGGCGGGGCCGUGAACCUGCGGGACUGUGAGUCGGCGCUGAAGCAGGUGGACAUGUACGCCGUGGGUCUGAUCUACUGGGAGACCUUCAUGAGGUGCAGCGACCUGUUCCCAGGCGAGGCGGUACCUGACUACCAGCUGGCGUUCCAGGCGGAGACGGGGAACCACCCGAGCUUUGAGGAGAUGCAGAUCCUCGUGGCCCGAGAGAAGCAGCGGCCUCGCUUCCCCGACGCCUGGAAGGAGAACAGCCUGGCCGUGCGCUCUCUGAAGGAGACGAUGGAGGACUGUUGGGAUCAGGACGCCGAGGCUCGCCUCACGGCUCAGUGCGCCGAGGAGCGGCUGGCCGACCUCAGCCUGCUGAGCCCCGCCGCCGGCAGCACCGCCAUCCACAACCAGAGGAACCUCUCCUCCGGCCGCUGGCCUCCUCCAGUUGGCUCCUCCUCCUUCAUUGAGGACCUCCAGGUGGGCGGGGUCAAGAAUCUGCAAGGAGACGGUCACCUGGCAACGGUUAUCACGACAACGGCGACGGGCCGAGCUGGAGGAGCCACUGCUGUUGCUGAGAAGAACAGAAAUUAUGAACGACAACAGGCGCAGAGUCAGGCUCGCUCGUCCUCGUCAGACGGCAGUGUGAGUGUGUCAGCUAGCUCGCCCGGCACCGUGCUCAGCACCGUCUCUGAGUCUGAACACACAGGUGGCGCUGUGCUCAGUGUCCCGGUCUGCCUGCAGCUGACAGAGGAGGACCUGGAGGCCACCAAGCUCGACCCCAAAGAGGUUGAUAAAAACCUGCGAGAAAGUUCCGAUGAAAACCUGAUGGAGCAUUCCCAGAAACAGUUCAGCUCCGAUCCCCAAAACCCCAACCUGCUGUUCCACCUGAGGCCGCCAAGCACCGAGGUGAACGGCUCUGUUGCAGCUCAGACUGAGCAGGGAGGGGCAGGAGGGGCAGAACCCCCUGCCCUUGCCACCAUCCACCCCCCACCUCCUCUCCCCAAACAGCAGAACCUGCCCCAGAGGCCCACCAGCCUCCACCUGCAGCCCAAAAUCAAGGAGAGCGCCUCGGCUGCCUCGCGGCUCAAGUUUGGAAAGCUCAAGUCCAACAACCGACAGGUGGAAACAGGUGUUGCUAAGAUGAACACGGUAACAGUUGCUGUGGCAGAGCCCCACCUGGUAACCACAGUGACCAACAACACCGGGACAACAGGCGGCAUCGCGGUCGGAAACAGCGUCCCGGUGACUGUGAUCGCCAACGGUUACAGCGCUGGGGUUCCCACCCUGGUGACCAACGGCAUGAUGGGAGGAGGCCGGACCAACCUGGCCGGGCCGCAGGUGGAGGAGGAGGAGAAGAUGGAGGGAGGCAUGAGUGGAGGAGAGGACAGCCGCCUGAACCUCCUCAAUUCUAGUCCUGACGAACACGAACCACUGCUGAGCCGCGAGCAGCCUCCUGCCGAGAGGGACCACCUCCCUCACCACCACCACCACCAUCAUCAUCAUCAGUCGAGGGCAGGGAGCAUCCUGUCUGGACGUGGCUCAAACUCCAACAACAACAACAACAGGCUGACACAGGGGUCAGAGGUCAGCAUCCACAUGUCAACAGUGGUGACAGGUGAGAGGCUGACAGGGUCGCAGGUUGGAGGAGGGCGGGACAUCAGCUGUCCAAAACCCCUCCAGGCUCUGCCCUCGGCAGCUCAGCAGGUCAGGGAGGAGGGACUGCCUACUGAUGGUCCAGUUUCCAGCAACACCCCAAUAGUACAGAUCCCGCCCACUGCCCAGGUCAAAGGUUACCGCUCUGAACCAGAUGCACACAAUCAGUUGGCCCCUGGACCUGCCACAGUGUUGCCCCCUGCACCUGUCCCAGUGUCAGUCCCUGUUCCUACCUUUGUGUCGGCCCCUGCACCUGUCCCGGUGUCGGCCCCUGCACCUGUCCCGGUGUCGGCCCCUGCACCUGUCCCGGUGUCGGCCCCUGCACCUGUCCCGGUGUCGGCCCCUACACUGAGCAGCGCCCCAGAGGCGCAGGUCCUCCACUCUGUGGUGAUGCUUUCUGCAGCGUCUGAGAUGGGUUCUGACACCAGCCCAGAUCAACCAGCAGCUCCUCCUCUGGAAGCCACAGAGGCCCCAGAGGCCCCAGCAGCCCCAGAGGCCCCAGCGGCCCCAGAGGCCCCAGCGGCCCCAGCGGCCCCAGAGGCCCCAGCGGCCCCAGAGGCCCCAGCGGCCCCAGAGGCCCCAGAGGCCCCAGCAGUCCCAGAGGCCUCAGUGCCUGGAGGUGCGCUGGAGCCCCAAAUGCGACAGAACAAACCCAGGCGUCCGGAGCGGCCUUGCUCCUUGGACCUGUCCUCCUCCUGCACCUCCUCAGCUGACGUCUCUCUGUCAGAAGACUCUCGCAGCCUCUCAGGAGAGAAGAUCAAACGUCGCGUCAAGACACCAUAUGCCCUGAAAAAAUGGCGUCCGGCUACAUGGGUUGUUUCCAUGGAUACCAGCCUUGACAUCGACUUGGACACCAACAGCGGCAGCGGCGGUCACACCCACUUCUCCUCCAAUCACCAAAAGCCAGGAAGUGUCAGCAUCCCCAAAAUCAACCAGUCAAAAUCCAGCAUGGCAGUGUUCCUGGUCGGGGGCGGAGCCACAGCGACCAUGACCUCUGACCCCCGUGGGGUCACCUGCCUCUGAGGUGUCUUGUUCUGAGCAGGUUCAUCUGCCCCGCCUUCAUCUUUCGACGCAGCGGGGCUUGAACCUACAACCUGACACACACCACAGCAUAACACACACCACAGCA
This is a messenger RNA of Myripristis murdjan (pinecone soldierfish), 4287 nucleotides long. Its product is annotated as bone morphogenetic protein receptor type-2-like. NCBI's taxonomy places the organism in Eukaryota, Metazoa, Chordata, Actinopteri, Holocentriformes, Holocentridae. Gene Ontology annotation, cellular component: plasma membrane; signaling receptor complex. Bases 357 to 4181 code for a protein of 1274 amino acids. The transcript has 19 exons. The record is from RefSeq and is a predicted model, not a curated record. Gene Ontology annotation, biological process: protein phosphorylation; cellular response to growth factor stimulus; BMP signaling pathway. Gene Ontology annotation, molecular function: transforming growth factor beta receptor activity; ATP binding.